UGGUUGGCCGGACCCGAGCGCUAGCAGCAUACAGUUUGGAUAAAACGUUGCUCCAAUUAGGAACAAAUAGACGUGAAAGCGAACGCUCGGACGUGAACAAUUCAAUGCAGUAGCUAAAGUGUGGAAAUGUGGAAUUGUGGAAUUGUGGUGGAACUGUGCCGGCCAAAGAGGCGGAGGAUUGUGCCAGUGUGUGUGUGUGCAAACCCAAACGAGAGCAUUUUUCAAAUCAAGCAAUCAUUGCGCGCAGCUCUCUAAUUGUGGGAAAUGUGGAAAAUCGAAAUAGACAAAUAGACGAGUGGAAGCAGAACUAGCGCGGGCAUAAGUAGCGUGAACGGUAGCUUAUGUAUUUCGAGCUGCGAGUAUGAAAUGUAGCGAGCUGCAAAUAAGUUUAGCAUUUUUAAGUGUAAAUCGUACACACUGCAGACUUUUUAUAUAGAAUAUAUACAUACAAAUGUGUUUGGUAUUCAAAAAUUUCCAUCAAGUUUUGCUAGAGGAAAAACGCAAAAUAAUUUUCGCCAAAAAAUUGUGAAUAAUUUGUUUAUACUAUGUACGCGUGCGGUGGUGUGAAGAGCGUGAAAAACUUUCUCGGAAUUCCAAUAGCCGAUAAACUUACAAAUCUUUCGAUAGCGCAUUUAUAUAAUAAUCAUCAAAGCGCAGUGUAUGCGUGUGCUCGCCUACGAAGUAAAUAAACUUAAAAGCAUACACUUUUUAUAUCUACACACUCGCCCAUAAUCGACUAAAUAUUCGAGUGCCUACGAGAGUGUGUAGCUUGUGAAUUCAAGAAAUUCUUCAAAGCUCAUACAAAAGCUACUAUAUAAAUCCAGUGUGGAUGCAGAAGACAGGAAGAGCAGCGCACACGCCGCCAUUAAGGAAAGUCACCGGAAGAAUCUUCCUUCGUAAAAGCAAACGAAUCUGCCAUCAAAGAAUUCGACAACUACAUUACCGCAGAUAAACACGAGCGGAAUAAGAAGUAAAUAAAUCUUUCAACGACAGCGACAACAACGAAACUCAACCGCAAACCAAUAAGUACGCCAUAGUAACAGCAUUUAUGUGGAUGCAACAUUAAGAUACUAUAUUUCCGCUCAAAAGGUGAUUGUCGCAUCAAAUCGCUCAGCGAAUCAUCGCAGCGGCGCAAAGUGAUCAAACAUCAAACGUCGAACGUCGUAUGUCAAAUGAUAAACGGGGAAAACACAUGUUGCUCUCGAUCGAUGAAAGUGCGUGCAAAUGCAAAGCCAACAACAAUACCAACCAUAGCAACUGGAAAAACAGCUACGAACAAAAAGGAAUUAUAAGUGGCGUAGCGGUAGUAAUAAAUUAAGAGAAGAAAUAGAAAGACUCAAAUUAAAAGAAACUAAAGUGGAUUUCCGGUGAAUCAAGAAGCCGAAAAAAGAGCAACCAAAUAAUAUCAACAACAAAACACCACCAGCAUACACAGGCUGCGUAGCGCACCGAAUGACAAAACCAUAUUCACAACACAUGUGUCAACGGGCACCCCUUGCUAGGUAUUUACAAAAAUAAACAGGCGGGUGCAACUAAAAAUGGAUUCAACACGCGACACAACUACAAACAUAGCAGCAAUAACAACAACAACGAGCAUAGUGCAAGUGGAGUGUACAGCAGCAGGCAGGCAAGAGCACUCGAAACACCGCUGGAGAAAAAGUAUGGCUGCCAGAGUCAUAGACUCAGACAAGACAAGCCAUAAACCACAGCAUCGUCAAAUAAAUUACAAAAAUAGACGCCAUCGAAGCAGUGUAGUUGCCACAGCAACCCGCAGACGUACAACAGCAAUCAGUAAACGCCUAGUAAUAGUAGCGCGAGCAACUACACCGGCAAUGGCUCCAUUUACAGAACUUCUAAAGCUAUUCACCUUCAGCAUCCUCCUCCUUUGCCUACUAAACAAGGCGAAUCCGGUAUUUGCACGCAAGCCCACCUCACAGGAACUCAACGAUUACGACGAUAGUAUUUUCGAGGUGCAAAAACGCAGCGAGCAGGAUAUUGGCGCGGAGGCGACAGCCGAAAAUGGCGAGGUGGACAGCAUUGGCGGCGAUGAUACGGGCGUCCAAGCGAAGAAUGGCAGUAAGUCGAUUCCUGAUUUCGGGCCACGUUUCAAGUCUUCGAAGCCGCCGCCGAAUAUAUUCUCAAAACCAUCGGGUAGUUAUAUACAGCUCUCAUGUCCGGCUGUCGGCAAACCGGAGCCAAACAUCACGUGGACUCGCAACGACACCAAAAUCAACCGCCAUAUGGGGCGCGUUAAAAAGUCAAAAUGGGCUAUUAAUAUGGAGGAUUUAGUGCCUGAGGACUCUGGUGUAUAUAAGUGCAAAGUGUGCAAUUAUCUGGGCUGCAUUGAGCACUCAACAAAGCUGAUAAUCAGUGAUCGCGUCAAUCACAAACCCAUCAUACUGAAAGCGCCAGCAAAUUUAACAUUGCCGCUAAAUGCGAGCGGUCACAUGGAAUGCGUAUUUCUGUCCGAUCUUUACAGCAAAAAAACGUGGACAUUCACGCCUUGCAACAAGACGGCUUGCUCGAAGAAUUACACUUUCCUAAAGCAUGCAGAAGAUAUAGAUAUUCUGAAUUUCACGCAUGUCACACCAAUCAACGAAGGCUGGUAUACCUGCAUCGAAAUGAACGGACUGGGCCAAUCGUACAGCAAGGCUUACCUGCAUGUGCAAGAUCCGAAUGCGCCACGCGCCAUUGCGAAAAUUAUCCACAGCUAUGAGAUAUGGGGCGUUGUGGCUGUCAUGGUGCUGCUGGGUCUGGUCUGUAUUACAUUCUUCGUGUAUGUGCUGCGUAAGGUGAAACAUGAGAAGCUACUCAAACAACGCAUCGAAACAGUGCAUCAGUGGACAAAGAAGGUGAUCAUUUACAAGCCUCCAAGUGGCGAUUCCAGCGGCUCCAUGGACACCAUGAUAAUGCCGGUGGUGAAAAUCGAAAAGCAACGCACAACUGUGCUACAGAGCUCCAACUCGGAACCGGCGCCAUUCAAUGAGUAUGAGUUUCCACUAGACUCGAACUGGGAGAUACCGCGUUCACAACUCAUACUGGGCGCCACACUCGGUGAGGGUGCUUUCGGCCGUGUCGUCAUGGCAGAAGUUAAUAAUUCGAUUGUCGCCGUGAAAAUGGUGAAAGAAGGACACACCGAUGAUGAUAUAGCAAGUUUAGUGCGCGAAAUGGAAGUGAUGAAAAUCAUCGGCAAGCAUAUCAAUAUCAUAAAUUUGCUCGGUUGUUGCAGCCAAAAUGGACCACUAUAUGUGAUUGUUGAGUUUGCACCGCAUGGUAACCUGAAGGAUUUCCUCAACAAAAAUAGACCACUAAACGCAGGCACGCUCAAGGAUUACGGCGAUCAGCAGCACCAGCUGCCGCUACCAAAGCAUCUGCUCACCGAAAAGCAUCUCAUUUCAUUUGCUUUCCAAAUUGCGCGCGGCAUGGAGUACUUGGCAUCACGUCGCUGCAUACAUCGUGACUUGGCUGCACGCAAUGUGUUAGUGAGCGAUGAUUACGUCAUGAAAAUUGCUGAUUUUGGUUUGGCGCGCGACAUACAGGAUACUGAUUACUAUCGUAAAAAUACAAAUGGACGCUUGCCUAUCAAAUGGAUGGCACCCGAAUCGCUGCAGGACAAAUUCUAUGAUUCACAAAGUGAUGUCUGGUCUUACGGCAUAUUGUUGUGGGAGAUUAUGACCUUCGGCGCGCAGCCAUAUCCCACCAUAAUGUCCGCUGAGGAGCUCUACAGCUACUUGAUGUCAGGCCAGCGUAUGGAAAAACCGCCGAAAUGCUCAUUGAACAUUUACAUGCUAAUGCGGCAGUGUUGGCAUUUCGAUGCCAGUGCGCGUCCAACCUUUGCUGAGAUCGUGGAAAAUCUGGACAAGCUGCUGUUGGCCAAUGAGGAUUAUCUGGAUGUGGCAGUGGCGAAUCUGGAAACGCCGCCCUCAUCUAGUGAUGAAGAAUCGGAUGUUGAAUCUCUGCGCUAUCAUUACAAAUGAAUGGACCGCUGUGAUGAGGUGGUCAUACGUGCAACGGUUGUCUGUAAAUAUAAAAAAAAAAUGCACGAUGGCAUUGACUAAAGCCAAGCGCUGUCACCAUCACGCAGCUACUGUUUAGAUUUAGUUAACGAAAGUAUUUAAAUACUCGAUAUUGUGCGAGCUCAAACUACUUGUAAGCGUAACAAUUAAGGCUCAACUCUGUUCUAGUACUAAUUAUUAUAUGAUAGUAUAGAUACUUACGAAAUUGUAUAAAACUUCUAAGUACUUUCGCAGAAAAGUUGAAGAAACCAAAGGCAAAAUACCAAAAAUUAGUUAAGAAAUAGGCUACGAUGGCCAAUUGUGCAAUCAUUAGCUCCAUAUAAUAUUACAACUAUUUACGUGUGUAUGUAUUUUUCAAAAUAUUUAUAACUAAAAGUAAUAACAAACAUUCUGUAAUGUAUAUAUAUGUACUCAUAAAUAUUAGAAUAGCAUCCCUGCUGUUGAACCUUUGUUAACUACUACUGUUUGGUGGAAGAAGCUAUACUCUUUCGAGAGGGACUAGAAUGGGUUUGGGCGCAAAAUAAACAGUUGAAAAAUUACUGAACUUUUCUAAAUUCAUGAACUACUGUUUGCGGGAAGAAACUAUACUAGUUCGAGAAGGACCAUAAUGGGACCGGUCGCAAAAUAACUAGUUAUAAAAUGACCAGUUAGAGGUGUAUUCAAAACAAAUAUGUACCCAUGAAUAUUACAAUAGCAUCCCUGCUGUUGAACCUUUAGAAACUACUACUAAGAAGCAACUCAGUAAGCAUUCUAGUUAAUGAACAACUGUUUGAUCGAAGUAGCUAUACUCGUUCGAGAAGGACCAGAAUGGGACCGGUCUCAAAAUAUCCAGUUGUAAAGUGAGCAAUUAGAAACAACUCAGUAAGCAAUCUAGUUCAUGAACUACUGUUUGAUGGACGAAGCUAUACUAGCUCAAAAGGGACUAGAAAGGGUAUGGGUGCAAAAUAACCAGUUGAAAAAUAACCAGUCGCAAAAUUACCAGUUAGAGGUAUGUCAACUGACAUUUUGUAAGACACCAUAAUGGUAAAAAUAGCAGAUAGAAUACGAAGAAGACUGCUUCGGCUACGAAGCAAACUAGUAAUAUAAUAAAGUAGUUCAGAACUAGUAAGUUUGACUGCAGAGAAUACAGCCUCACCAAGAAAAGUUGCAGUUUUUCUUCCGAAAUUAUAAAGUUUAUUAUAUUUUAAGACUUCUACUAAAAUAUAAUUGAGCUGAACCGUUUGGAAAAUACCUCAAAAGUAUUAAGACUUUUGUGGGUUGGACCGUUUGGAAAAUACUUCAAAAAAUUUAAUUUUUUAUAAAUAAAAUUAGUUUAAAUAAGGAAUUAGAAUUUGUUUAGUUUAAAAUAUUUUCCCCAAAAAAAGCCUCUAUGCGUAAAAAUCUGCAAACAUUUUCUUUUUCUUUCACCAACUGAGUUUCAAUAAUGAGACUUUUUAAAGGUACUUCCAAUUCGGUACAGCCCACGUAAAUCUUAAUAAUUUUCCGAAAUAUUUUGACUGAAGACUUAAAAAAUAAUAAAUAUUAUAAUUCCAAUUUUUUAUGCAAAGCGAUCAACCCUUUAACACAUACUUUAUAUGUUUGUAUGUAUGUACGUAUAAAGGCAGCAGAAGGCAAUAACAUGCGUCACAAGACUAGCGGCACAUUUAAAUGUAGUGCAUAACUAAUAAUUAAGUAAAAACUGGUAAAACAGCAAUAAAAAGUAAACACAAAAUAGUUUUUUAGUUCGUUAGUGCUUCCGUGGGCUAAGCGUUGCACCAGCACAAAACGAGUGUCUCAAUAGAGUGCCUUAUCAGUAACACAUUUUCCUUGCUCCAUGUGACAUUUCAUACAUAUCGCACUGCAAUCAUAGGCAUAUUGUAAGCUUUAAUUUUGUAGUGAACCAUAGUAAUUUAAUGUCUUUCAAAAAUGCUGGCACAUUUUUAGCCUCAUGUGAGAAUAUGAAAAGCUAUGGUUUUAUCGAUUGCGCAACUAUUUAUUUAAGUAUUUAUAUACUCGUAUCUACUUAUACGUAAGCAUGUUAGUAAUACUCUAUUUUUUACAUACAUAAGAGUCAUUAUAAGAAUUAUUCGAAUUAAUAAAAUAAAUGUGCAAAUUAUAAGAAUUCAAUAGAGGAAUUUUCUGGCGAAUAUGAGUAGGUCAAUUGCUUUUUAAAACUUGCUCACCAGACAAAGAAGCUACAGGGAGGGUGUAUUAGGAAAGGUUCCGAGGUUCUCUAAG
Molecule: messenger RNA, 6233 nt
Organism: Anastrepha ludens (Mexican fruit fly)
Lineage: Eukaryota; Metazoa; Arthropoda; Insecta; Diptera; Tephritidae
Product: fibroblast growth factor receptor homolog 1
Exons: 2
Coding region: 1539-3977 (812 amino acids)
Biological process (GO): protein phosphorylation; multicellular organism development; fibroblast growth factor receptor signaling pathway
Cellular component (GO): signaling receptor complex; membrane
Molecular function (GO): ATP binding; fibroblast growth factor receptor activity
Source: RefSeq, a predicted model, not a curated record